This is a messenger RNA of Fusarium vanettenii 77-13-4, 330 nucleotides long. RefSeq lists its product as uncharacterized. Bases 1 to 330 code for a protein of 109 amino acids. The transcript is spliced from 3 exons. The record is from RefSeq and is a predicted model, not a curated record. NCBI's taxonomy places the organism in Eukaryota, Fungi, Ascomycota, Sordariomycetes, Hypocreales, Nectriaceae.
AUGGCAUCCAACCACGGUAUCAGCCUUCACGUCACCGUCUACAUCGACCCCGAGAACGUGUCCAAGUUCUUGGAGUACUUCAAGCCAGUCUAUGACAAGGUAGUCGCAGAGCCGGAAUGCACCUUUUUUGAAGUUUACCAGUCGCCUGAAGACCCAGGCACGCUUCACUGGGUUGAGAACUGGAACCAGACAACUGAUUGGCUGUUAAAUGUCCAGAUCCCGAAAGACUAUUACAAGGAGUACUUUGCUGCCACGGAACCCAUGUUUGUCAAGCCACGGGAGUUCAAGGUCUAUAACCGUCUAGGCUCUCAGUACUACACAGCCAAGUAA